CGAAAAAGAUUGUUUGCCAAACAAACAAUCAAAUUUCAUUUCUUUUAUAAAAUUUAAUAUUCAAAUAAAGCUCAUAAAAAAAAAUGGAUAGAAUUAACCACUUAGAGUGUGAAAUAGCAGAAUUACGGCAAAUAUUAUCUGCGAAAGAGGGAGAACUGUACACAGCACGAAAGGAAUUGAUACAGCAACAACAAGUUAAUGUGAUAAAACAGACAGACAACCAGUACCAACAGUUUGAUGUGCAUGUAAACAAGACUCAGUACGGAGAUAAACUCCCCAAAUGGGCAAUUGAGAGAUACUCCCGCCAAAUACUUCUAUCAGACAUUGGAGUGCUGGGCCAAGAGAAGAUAUGUACUUCCAAAGUGCUGGUCGUAGGCGCCGGUGGCUUGGGAUGUCCGGCUGCCAUGUAUUUAGCUGGAGCAGGAGUUGGUGAAAUCGGCAUAGUGGAUUACGAUACGGUGGAACUGACAAACAUACAUCGGCAAAUUUUGCAUGCGGAAUGUGAUCAGAAUGUGAGCAAGGCUGAAUCGGCCGCACAGAGUCUUAGAAGCAUAAACUCCCGAAUCAAUGUUACUGCUUAUAACGUCCAACUGAAUUCAGCGAACGCUUUGGAAAUUAUAAACAAAUAUGACAUUGUUUUGGAUUGCACUGACAAUGUGCCUACGAGAUAUCUGUUGAACGACGCGUGUGUUACGGCUAAGAAACCAUUAAUAUCAGGCAGCGCUCUCAAAAUGGAAGGACAACUCACGAUAUACGGGUACCGCGCUGAAAAUAAUCCUAACGAAAAGGACCACACAUACAUCGGGCCGUGUUACCGCUGCGUGUUCCCCGCGCCGCCGCCUGCGCACGCCGUCUCCAGUUGUUCCAGUUCCGGGGUCUGCGGCGCUGUCACCGGUGUUAUAGGCUCCCUCCAAGCCCUCGAAGCCAUUAAAUGCAUAGCAGGACACACGCACAAACAGUUGUUGGUGGAGAGAAUGUUGUUAUUCGACGGCGAAGACACCAGUUUUGGUACAGUCAGAUUGAGACCGCGCUGUGAGCAAUGUGCAGUUUGUUCCGACCAGCCAACUGUCACUCAAUUGGUAGAUUACGAGGUGUUCUGCAAAGCGCAGGCCAAGGAGAAGAAAAAGCAAGAGUUACGCGCCAAAUCUGAGAAGAGAAGACAAGAGAAGGAGAAGCGAAUGACCGGUCAGAGUUACUACGGUUUCCGCGUUACGAACGCACACGAGGGAAAGAGAUGGAUACAGGAUGUCCCGAAAUCGGAACGGAAAAUAGGACCAGCCUGUACAUCGGAGUUUUGCGCGAAAGGGACGGCGCGAUACUGCUCGGAGUUCUCGGAGGAAAAGAGACAGCAGAUAUUCAGUUACUUCUGGAAUAAUCUAGACUGGAAAGGCAAAAAGAAUUUUGUGAGAUCUCUAGUUGAUUCGGUGCCUCCGAAAAGACGUAGGUUGAAACAUAAAGGUGAUAAAUCUAGGAAGGGCGAUUCUAAACUUUAUCACCUACAUAAUAAGGACCAAAGAUUAGCGGUUUGUCGUACUAUGUUCUUGAAUACUCUAGGUAUUAAAGAAGCUAUGGUUAGGUGCUGGUUAGUCAAAGAAGAAAGGCCAAAAAUGACUAAAAAACCAAUUAAAUCGUUAAACGUAGAUUCGUACAUAGACAAUUUACCAAAGACACAGCCGAAAUGUCAGUAUUGUUUGACAUCAGGCGUUACCGUAGAGUAUAUAGAUAUAGAUUAUAUAAAAAAUCAAUAUCAGUUGUAUAAUAAAUAUAUAAAAGAUAUGAAAGCGAAAAAUAUGAGUCCCGCGUCGCGCAAAACGUUUUCCAAAGUAGUCGCUAUGAAAAAUAUAAGAAUUUUUAAGCCCAAAAAUGAUACGGACGUGUGCGAUUUGGUAGCUCAGCAUAAUGUGUUGCCAGUGAUAAAUAACUACCAAAAUGUAGAAAAAGAACAGGAUUUGAACGCGCAGUAUUAUUAUCAAAAUCGAUGGUAGCCUUUUUAUCAGGCUGUACCUAGUGUGGUCAUUGUCAGUUACAUAUAACUACUAAAUAUUUGAAAUAGUAGAAAUAAAAUCUGGAUUU
Molecule: messenger RNA, 2073 nt
Organism: Amyelois transitella
Lineage: Eukaryota; Metazoa; Arthropoda; Insecta; Lepidoptera; Pyralidae
Gene: Uba4
Product: adenylyltransferase and sulfurtransferase MOCS3
Exons: 10
Coding region: 84-1985 (633 amino acids)
Biological process (GO): protein urmylation; tRNA wobble position uridine thiolation
Cellular component (GO): cytosol; cytoplasm
Molecular function (GO): thiosulfate-cyanide sulfurtransferase activity; URM1 activating enzyme activity; adenylyltransferase activity
Source: RefSeq, a predicted model, not a curated record